Molecule: messenger RNA, 2756 nt
Organism: Chara braunii
Lineage: Eukaryota; Viridiplantae; Streptophyta; Charophyceae; Charales; Characeae
Source: the annotation of a GenBank genome assembly
CCGGGUAGGUCUACGUGGUGAGGAGUGGGACCUUUGUCCUGCACCAACACCACGAUGGAUGACUAUCCGAUGUAUGGGCUACUUGUUGGGUUCUCCCUCUGGGGGACCCUUUGGCGUCUCCUCUUUCCUCCGGGCUUUUGGCCCACUUUCACGUGUAGAGUAGGGCCCACUCGUGGUGGGACUUCCACCAACCCCUACACGAAGGAGGAGGAGGAGAAGAUGGCCGCCAUUCUGCAGGAGAAGAAGGAGAAGAAGGAGGCCAAGAAAAAGGCAUUGAAGGAGGAGCAGGCGGCGAAACUGACGAAGAUAGAGGAAGAGAUGGCCAAAGAGAAGGAGAGGAUACAGAAAGAAGGAGAAGAGAAGUUGAAAGAGUACAGUGGUAGUAGGGAUGAAGAGAUGGAGAAGCGAAUCUCCGCCAACUUAUCCCUGGGCGAAGAAGAAGAGGUGGCGAUGUAUAUCUCUAAAGAUGAUCAGGAAGCCGCUAUGAGAGCUUGGGAAGCAGAAAAGGAUGUUGUGAAGCGGCAGGCAUUGGAAGAUGAAAAGAGGAUGGAGUGGAAGUUGGCAGCGAUGAGGGAGAAGAAGAGGAGAGUGGACGCGGCAGCGGAGGCGGCAGAAGAAUUAGAGGAAGCAAAGAAUAUAGAAGAGCAACUGGCCGCCCAGACCGAACUCCCAACGCAAAUGCGAGUCAUAGCCCGAAACGUUGCACGCCUGGCACGAAUUCAGGCGGAGCAAUAUGAUUUUAGUAGGAGUCAACAUAUAGCUGUGCGUUCCAUAAAGUUCGGGUUUCGGCGAGCUCCCAAGGAGGAGGAGGCACGUCCUCCUCGUCGGGAACCGGUCAAAGUCAAAUUCCCUAAUUCCUACAGUGGAAAAAGGGAAGAGAACUUCGACAAUUGGGAGGCCAAUGUCAAGACCUAUUUGCAUCUGCAACAGGUCUCCCCGGAUCAGCARGUUCUGAUUGCGAUUCACGCGCUCAGAGAUGAAGCCGCCAACUUUGCAAGGUCCCUAGUUCGCGCUGCCAAUUGCAGCGAUGACCCCGUUGCGUACUCCUCAUUCACUUCCCUCACUGAGUUCUUGAAGCUGUUGCGCGAGAGGUUCGCCGAUGUCGCCCAUAGCGUUAAGGCCUCAGACAGGCUGCAGACGAUCCACGCUCGUAAGUGGAAGAGCGCCAGGGCACUUAAGAGUACCAUGGACGAACUGGUAGCUGUCCCUGACCACGGAGUUACAGACACCCAGUUGGUUGGCCUCUUUUAUCGGGCUAUACCCGAAGCCCUCCGAGGGCAUUUCUUCGCAAAGAGCGAAGACCCUGCCACUACAUACCAUUCCCUUAGUCGCGAAGUAGUGGCUUUUGAAGCCAAGUCGGCGUCUGUGUCCACUUUCUGGCACAUGGACUUGGACAAGGGUAAGCAAUGGAAGAGCCGCACUAUCUCAGGGCAAGUAAAGACCAAGGACAACCUUGUCCUAACCUUAGAUGAGGGUAGUGUGGAUGAGAUCCCCUACGACCAGAUUGAGUGGGGGUUAGAGGAGGAGGACAGUGGUGUGGGCCAAGGGAGAUCUUACGCUACUGUCGCGGCUGGAGGGAGACCGCAAGGAGGAAGAGGCCAGGGCCAAGGGGGCCGGGCCUCAGGGAGUCGAUUUCAGGGCGAUCAGAGGGUUGGCGGCAGAGGAGGAAACCGCCAAGCGGGAGGCAAGGGUCAAGGUCCCCCGCAAAACCAAGAGUAUGUAGAGGGAGUCCAGGCGUAUUUCCGCCUAAAGAAGGAUGGGAAAGUGGAGAAGGUCCUCCACUCCCUGACUCUCCUCGUAGAAGACAGCCUCCCAUUCGACAUUGUUCUGGGAAUGGAUUGGGGAGAUGCAGCCGGGGCCACGCUCCAUUUGAAGGAGCACGAGUGUAGGCUCCCUAGUUCUUCACGCGAGGCUAAGACUGCCCGCCUGUUCCAUCUGUCAGGCAUAGAGAAUUCCUUGGCACAUUAUUGCCUGAGCGCGCCCGCAUUCGCCAGAUUGGUGAAGAAGGAGAAAUUGGAGGAACAGGUCUUUGUCGCCUAUAUCAGGCCAGUGACUGAGCCUAAGGAAGAGAAGCCCGUAGACCCUACUAUUGCCAAAUUGCUGGAAGAGUUCAAGGAUUUAACUAAGCCGCCGACAGGCACGGUGCCGCGGCCCAUCCAGCACCGUAUUGAGAUAGAGCCUGGCAGUAGAACUCCUAAGGGUGCUGUAUAUAGGAUGUCCCCGCGGGAGUUAGAGGAGCUACAGAAGCAAUUGGGCGAGCUCCUCAAAAAGGGUUGGAUUAGGCCCAGUUCGUCUCCUUUUGGAGCCCCUGUUCUCUAUGAGUGUUGUCGGCGAAGCUGGAGGACUGUGGAGGAGCGCGACGAAGGAGGAGACAACUAUAGCCUUGGCUGGAGCACUCUGCUCCACCUUGGCAAGCUGGUCUCUAGGGGGACUCUGCAGCAGCGUGGUGAGGAGCGGCAGCGGAGCGUGGCAAGAAGUGACGGGGAGCACGACAAGUGGUGGGGUUAUGCUGCCGAAAUACCGCGGCGUCGGCGCGACACCUUUAUUCUGAGGGGCGAAGCUGCCGUUUUCAAGGCACGUCUGCGCCACUUUGUUUUGAAGAGUGAUGCUGCCGUUUUCACGGCACGGUCUGCUACCAUUGGUGUGUCCGGUGGCAGCAGCGUGACAUGGUGGCGGUUGACAACAUGCGACGGUGAGUAAAAAGACUAUGUAUAAAAGUGGGACAAAAUGCUAUUUGAUAAAAUGGCGGAGAAUUU